This is a messenger RNA of Colias croceus (clouded yellow), 3833 nucleotides long. It is a transcript of the gene SMC1, whose product is annotated as structural maintenance of chromosomes protein 1A. Lineage: Eukaryota; Metazoa; Arthropoda; Insecta; Lepidoptera; Pieridae. Gene Ontology annotation, biological process: sister chromatid cohesion. The transcript has 27 exons. The coding region runs from base 146 to 3796 and encodes 1216 amino acids. Gene Ontology annotation, molecular function: DNA binding; ATP binding; ATP hydrolysis activity. Gene Ontology annotation, cellular component: cohesin complex; chromosome; nucleus. The record is from RefSeq and is a predicted model, not a curated record.
ACUUGGUUUACACAUUCCCUUUUGCGCCAUUAUUUUUCGGAAUUGUCCAUGAAUUUGUUAUUGUACGAGCGUCAUGUAUAACGCGAAUUUGAAUUAAAAGUAGUGUUUAGUUUGAAUUAUAGCGAUAUUCUUAAAAGGAGUAAAGAUGCCGGCGUUUUUAAAGUAUAUAGAUAUGGAAAACUUCAAGUCCUACAGUGGACAUCAUCAGAUUGGACCUCUGAAGUCUUUUACUGCUGUUGUAGGUCCCAAUGGAUCAGGAAAAUCAAACUUCAUGGAUGCUGUUAGUUUUGUGAUGGGUGAAAAGACAUCUCUGCUGCGUGUGAAACGACUUAGCGAUCUCAUCCAUGGAGCUUCUAUCAACAAACCUGUGUCCAGAAGUGCCUCCGUAACAGCAACAUUUGUGCUGGAAGAUAUGACUGAGAAACAGUUCCAGAGGUCUGUUAUUGGACAGUCUUCAGAUCACAAAAUUGAUGGACAGUCAGUAACUAUAAGUCAAUACCUGGCUGAGUUGGAGAAACUGGGCAUCAACGUCAAGGCAAAGAACUUCCUGGUGUUCCAAGGGGCUGUGGAGAGCAUCGCUAUGAAGAAUCCUAAAGAGAGGACCGCUUUGUUCGAGGAGAUUAGUGGUUCUGGAGUACUAAAAGAGCAAUACGAGUUAUGUCGCGCGGAAGUUAAUCGCGCAGACGAAGAAGCCCAGUUCUCGUAUCAGAAGAAAAAGGGAGUGGCCGCUGAACGGAAAGAGGCUAAGUUUGAGAAAGAGGAAGCGGAAAAGUAUACGAGGCUUAAGGAGGAAUUGCAACAACAAAAAAUCGAGCUCCAACUCUUCCAUCUCUACCACAAUGAGAAAGAGAUCCAGUCCUGCGAGGAGGACCUCCAGUACAAGCAGACGGAACUCACCAAGAUAGAGAAGAAGCGGCAGAAGGCAGAAGAAGCUUUGAAAGAUAAGAAGAAGGCAACAGGCACUGCGCAGCGAGAUCUGGCCAAGAUUGAACAGGAUAUACGGGAAGUGGAAGCAGAAGUAUCUAAAAAGCGUCCAACAUUCAUAAAGGCAAAAGAAAGAGUGUCGCACACGCAGAAGAAGCUAGAGAGUGCGGUGAAGACACUCGAACAAGCGAGGAAAGCGCAUGAGGCUCAUCAGGCUGAUAUACGUAAACUGGAGGGUGAAUUACGCGAGAUAGAAGAACAGAAAGCGACCUGGGAGCAGACGCAGCUCGGCACCAGCGCUACUAGGGCUGACGUGCAUUUGGAAGAAGCGCAGAUCCGCGAAUACGAAGAACUGAAAAUGGAGGCGUCCCGCCAAGCGGCUAGAUAUCUACAGGAGUUGGAUUCCGUGAACCGAGAGCAGAAGGCUGAUCAGGAUCGGCUUGAUAACGAGCUGCGGAGGAAAGGAGAGUUUGAGAAUAAGCAUCGCCAGAAGGGCCAUGAGCGCAACGAGGCCAUGAAACGAGUGGAGAAACUAAAUGAGCACAUCAAGAGCUCGGAGCAAGCGCUCGAGGAGCAGAGGAGGCUGCGAAAUGAGCUGCAGGCGGACGUAGGUUCGUGUCGCGGUAAAGCAGCAGCUCUCCAAGCAGCACUAGAAGAGGUCGCCUCUCAGCUCGGCGAUGCUCGCGUCGACAAACACGAGGAGGCGAGACGGAGGAAGAAACAGGAGAUCGUGGAGAGCUUCAAGCGGGAGAUACCCGGUGUGUACGACCGCAUGAUAAACAUGUGCCAGCCGACCCACAAGCGAUACAACGUGGCGAUCACGAAGGUCCUCGGGAAGUAUAUGGAGGCCAUCGUGGUGGACACGGAGAAGACGGCCAGGAGAUGUAUCCAGGUGCUGAAGGAGAGGAUGCUGGAGCCGGAGACGUUCCUGCCCCUGGAUUAUAUACAGGCGAAGCCGUUGAGGGAGAGGUUGCGCGACAUAAAAGAGCCGAAAAAUGUCAAACUCCUAUUCGACGUGCUCCGAUUCGAACCUGCGGCCAUUCAUCGUGCGGUGCUGUUUGUGACAAACAACGCGCUCGUGUGCGAGACGCCGGAGGACGCUUCACGUGUCGCGUAUGAUCUUGAUAGGAACAAGAACAGCCGAUAUGAUGCGCUGGCGUUGGACGGCACUUUCUACCAGAAGUCUGGAAUCAUUUCCGGCGGUUCGCUCGAUUUGGCGCGAAAAGCCAAGCGCUGGGAUGAGAAACACCUGUCACAGUUGAAGGCUAAAAAGGAGAAACUUACAGAAGAACUCCGUGAGUCGAUGAAGAAAUCUCGCAAAGAGUCAGAACUGACGACCGUUGACUCGCAGAUACGUGGGCUUGAGUCGAGGCUAAAAUACGCUCUAUCAGAUAGGGAUGCUACGCUGAAGCAAAUCAAAGCGUUGGACGCGGAACUCGCUGAUCUGGAACGCAAGAUGGAUAAUUUCGGCCCGCAAAUUGAAGAAAUAGAGCGCACUAUAUGCGCACGCGACGCCAAAAUACAAGAAAUCAAAGAGAACAUGAAUAACGUAGAAGAUGUGGUGUUCCGCGCCUUCUGCAGGGACAUUGGUGUUGCCAACAUACGGCAAUAUGAAGAGCGCGAAUUACGCGCGCAACAAGAACGCGCCAAAAAGCGUAUGGAGUUCGAAGCGCAGAUCGACCGCAUCGCUUCCAACCUUGAGUUUGAGCGCUCGAGGGACACUCAGAAGAACGUGACGCGUUGGGAGCGCACGGUGCAGGACGGCGAGGACGAGCUGGAGGCCAACCGGCAGGCGGAGGCCAAGCAGCGGCAGGACAUCGACCGCGAGCUGCGCCGGGCCGAAGCGCUCAAGGCGGACCGCACCGCUGCUCGAGCAGCGCUCGACGCGGCUGAGGAGCAGGCCACGCAGGCUCGCAAAGACCUAGCGAAUAUACAGAAGGACAUAGCAAGUGUUCAGAAACAGAUCGCGGCCAUCGAGGCACGCAUCGAGACGCGCAGAUCCGACCGACACAACAUACUGCGACAGUGCAAGAUCGAUGAUAUAAUAGUACCCCUAAUGGAGGGCAGUCUACAUGACACGACGGACGAAUCCGAGCCUUCUUCUAUGUCGUCCUCGCAACGCACCAAUCGGAUCCGCGUAGACUACAGCAUGCUCUCUGAAGCGCUGAAAGAACUAGAGGAAGCCGAUGAGAUCAAGCGCAAAGCGGACAAGCUGCAGAAGGGCAUUAAUUCGCUGCAGAACACCGUUGAUAAGAUACAGGCGCCGAAUAUGCGGGCAAUGCAAAAACUAAAUGAAGUGCGUGAAAAAGUGAACGCGACCAACGAAGCGUUCGUCGCAGCGCGCAAAAGAGCGCACAAAGCUAAACUUGCUUUUGAGAAGGUGAAAAAGGAACGUCACGACAAAUUCAUGACGUGCUUCGAACAUGUAGCCAAUGAGAUCGACGCUAUAUACAAGGCAUUAGCAAUGAACCAAUCUGCGCAAGCGUUCCUCGGGCCGGAAAACCCGGAGGAACCAUAUUUAGACGGAAUUAACUACAACUGUGUAGCGCCCGGGAAGCGAUUCCAGCCGAUGUCCAAUUUGUCCGGGGGAGAGAAAACUGUCGCUGCGUUAGCGCUGUUGUUUGCUAUACACAGCUACCAACCAGCACCUUUCUUCCUUCUCGACGAGAUCGACGCAGCCCUCGACAACACGAACAUCGGCAAAGUGGCCGCUUUCAUCCGCAGCAAGAAGGGCUCGCUGCAGACCAUCGUCAUCUCGCUCAAGGAGGAGUUCUACGGGUGUGCCGACGCGCUUGUCGGCAUCUGCUCUGAGCCCGCGGAUUGCCUCGUCAGUGACGUCAUCACACACAGCCUUGAAAACUAUCCAGAUUAAACAUUUAUGGUUAUUUAGAAUAAAUUUAUUUUUCCAG